AUCCGGAUCGCGAACAGAUACCUCAACGCAGUACCCUCGCCCGACACACAAAAAACACUUAUCGCGACAGAUACCGCCGCGUAGUAAUUCGCCCGGCCCCCAGAAACUUCUCAACCCUGUGGAUGCAAAUCCAUGAACGAACUGGACUAACCUCGGGGUUAACAAACAGCGUUUCGAGCAAGCCCGUCAUCAGCAUCUCCACCCACGGACCCGAAAACCGCUUGCGAUUCUGUGUGGUCAUGGCAACAACCCUGCCAUGGCACCCUCUCCUCUGCCCAAAACCGCUACGGCUGCACCAAGCCCGUAAAACCCCCGUAACGCGCCGCGCGGUGGGGCCCGUGCGGGCCUUCGGGCGCAGCGACUUCGACAGCUUCGCCAAGCGCAUGGCCACCGGCGAGGUCUGGAGGGACGUCUUGCGGAGCACCAACGACGGCUUCGAGCAGCUGGUUUACGAGACGAAGAAGACGGCGGAGCGCAUCGACCGCCGCUUCUCCGUCUCCCGGCGGCUCUCCGCCGUCGCCCAGUCCGCCUCCUACCGUGCCAGGGAGAUUGAUAGGGAUUUUGAGAUCACGCGGCGGUUGCGGACUUUGUCCCUCGAUUUCAGUCAGAAUUGGCCUAGGUACGGGAAGCAGCUUAAUGACUUUUGGAACACUCCGUUGGGAAGAAGUUUUGUGACACUAUUCUUCCUCUGGUUUGCGCUAUCUGGAUGGAUGUUUCGCUUUUUGAUAUUUGGGACAUGGAUACUCCCGUUAGCUGGUCCUCUUCUCAUUGGAACAGUUGCCAAUAAUUUUAUCAUCAAGGGUUCUUGUCCGGCUUGCAAGAAGCAGUUUGCAGGUUACAAGAACCAAAUAGUUCGCUGCACAAGCUGUGGAAAUAUUGUGUGGCAGCCACAAGGGAACUUCUUCUCCGGUGGCCGCAAAGGUGCUACUCCCUCGUCCAAGUCUGAUCCUGAAAUAAUCGACGUUGAGUUUGAAGAGAAAUGAAUAUAGAUGAGAUCCCCAAGCUACAGUGAAAUAAUGUUCACCAAAGUCGAUUCAACAUCUCAUAGAAAAUACUGAUGAGUCAUAACUCGUUACAUAAUCUUUGUGGGAGUGUGUAUUUGUUAUCGUGUAUCUGAAGUGCUUGUAGGUAUUAUUCGUUUUUUUUUUUUUUAAUAUCUUGUUGUUUUUUUGUUUUUGUUUUUAAUAUCUUGUAGAAUUUGUAUAUCUUUACCAGCAAAUUUAACAGAGAGAACAUAUAAUACCGAUUCCAAUAGGAGUGAAAAAUCUGGAUGGUUGAGACAA
Molecule: messenger RNA, 1283 nt
Organism: Rhododendron vialii
Lineage: Eukaryota; Viridiplantae; Streptophyta; Magnoliopsida; Ericales; Ericaceae
Exons: 4
Coding region: 123-983 (286 amino acids)
Cellular component (GO): chloroplast
Source: RefSeq, a predicted model, not a curated record